Messenger RNA from Prunus avium (sweet cherry), 1248 nucleotides. Lineage: Eukaryota; Viridiplantae; Streptophyta; Magnoliopsida; Rosales; Rosaceae. The record is from RefSeq and is a predicted model, not a curated record.
AUGUACAAAGACAACAAAAGCCAAGAAGGGGGCUUUGGAUAUCUCUUUGGGGUGUGGGUGGCCUUGGUUUUGGGAGGUUUGCCUUUGUUGGGGUUGCUCUUGUGGUGGUGGAAUGAGCUUCCUCUCAAAUUACGACGUUCGGACACUAUUACCAAAUUACCCUCAGUCCUCACUUUCCUUUGGUACUUCAAAAUUCUUCGUCGCCCAGAUGACUUUAUCAAUGCUAAACGAGCAAAGUAUGGAGAUGGAGUAGGAAUGUAUAGAACCUACCUCUUCGGAUCACCGUCCAUCAUAGCAUGCUUCCCAGUAGUCAACAAAUUUGUCUUUCAAUCCGACGAUACCUUCAUCCAAAAUUGGCCUAGUGUUGAUCUCAUGGGUUAUACUUCCUUGGUGGAUAUUGGACAAUUAUUCGAAAGUUUGGAACCAGGAACUCUCCUUGAUACCAUUGACAACUUGUUUGAUGGAUUGGUCAAAGGAAUUAGAGCUCAACCAUUCAACAUUCCUGGAUCUGCCUUUCACCAUGCUCGUCAGCUUGAGAAGAAGCUUGAGGAUAUUUUCAUGGUGGAGCUUGAGAAGAAAAAAACCCAGAAAGAAGUGGUGACAAAUGACCUAAUGGAUGGGCUUAUGCAGAUUAUAGAUGAUGAGGGUAACAAAUUAUGUGACCAAGAGGUGCUGGACAACAUUGUGAGCUAUAUAUUAUCUACUUCCCUUGCAUCAAUGUGGGCUAUAUAUUAUCUAGCCAAGUACCCUAAUGUCCUGAAAAAGCUUCGGGAGGAGAAUAUGGCUAUACGUCGGAACAAGAAAGGAGAGUUUAUUACAAGUGACGAUGUUUUAAAAAUGAAAUACACAAACAAGGUGGUGGAAGAAACAAUAAGAAUGGCCAACAUUUCAGCUUUUAAUUUCCGAUCAGUUGUCCAGGAAGCUGAGUAUAAAGGUUAUAUAAUACCUAAGGGUUGGAGAGUGAUUCUUUGUCUUCGAUAUAUCCACACAAAUCCAAAGAACUUUGAUGAUCCUAUGUGUUUCAACCCAGAAAGAUGGAAUGAACCAGCUAGGCCUGGAACAUACCUUUUUGGUGGUGGACCAAGAAUCUGUGCAGGCAACAUGCUUGUUAGGAUACAACUUGCAAUCUUGUUACAUCAUUUGUGCACAGGAUACAAGUGGGAACUAGUCAACCCAGAUGUAGAGAUGGUUUAUCUUCCACAUCCAACACCCAUUGAUAGGGUUGAUAUCACCUUCAACAAACUUUAG